This is a messenger RNA of Contarinia nasturtii (swede midge), 2302 nucleotides long. Its product is annotated as protein 5NUC-like. Gene Ontology annotation, cellular component: plasma membrane. Gene Ontology annotation, molecular function: metal ion binding; 5'-nucleotidase activity; nucleotide binding. The record is from RefSeq and is a predicted model, not a curated record. The transcript is spliced from 8 exons. Gene Ontology annotation, biological process: AMP catabolic process. Lineage: Eukaryota; Metazoa; Arthropoda; Insecta; Diptera; Cecidomyiidae. Bases 234 to 1910 code for a protein of 558 amino acids.
AAGGUGAUUGUUUAAGAACGUGAAUGAAUUCAUCAUAAAUGAAUAAACUGUAUUCAUUACAAAUAAAAUUGUGAACAGUUUUCGAACAAUCGAAAACCAAACAAAUAGACUUCAUGAAUAAAUGUAAAAUUUGCAAGUGUUCAUUGAAUUGAGUGUUUUAUUUAUUCUCACAUUGAUGUUAGUGAUUCUGAAGUGAUAGAAGUCGUGACCUGCGACGUCUCUUAAAAGCGAUUAUGUUUGUCUAUUAUCGGUUGUCGAUUGACGUAGUUGUGUUUGCGUUAUUAUCAUCGUCGUGUGUUUUGACAUUGCCAAUCGAAAAUGAAUCAUUAGACUUGAUAAUAUUGCACAAUAAUGAUAUGCACGCGCAUUUUGAACAAAGUGAUGCAUCAACUGGAAAAUGUCAAACUUACGAUGCUCAAGCAAAUAAAUGUUACGGCGGAUUUGCGCGUGUAUCACAUUUGGUUAAAGCAUUCCGUGCAGAAGCCGAAACUGGCGGUCCGCCCGUUUUAUAUUUAAAUGCCGGAGACACGUACGCUGGUACACCAUGGUUUUCGAUAUUUAAACAUAAAAUUUCGUCCGAAUUUAUGAAUAUUCUCAAACCGGAUGCAAUGAGUCUUGGGAAUCAUGAGUUUGAUUUGGGUGUCGAAGGUCUUGAACCGUUUUUGAAAGAAGUUAAAUUUCCAGUGCUUGCGGCAAAUAUAAAUAACAAAGACGAUCACCCGUUAUGGCAAACUGGUUCGUUGAAAAAAUGCAUCGUUUUCAAUGUGGAAGGACACAAAGUUGGUGUCAUUGGCUACUUAACGCCAGAAACAAAAAGUCUUGCAAUGAAAAAUGAUGUUGAAUUUAUUUCUGAAAUCGAUGCAAUCAACAAAGAAGCAGAAGCACUGAAUAAUGUUGGUGUGAAAAUCAUAAUUGCAUUGGGACACUCAGGCUACGAAGUGGAUAAGCAGAUUGCCAAAAAUUGUCCACUUGUUGAUGUUGUUGUUGGUGGUCACACACAUACAUUUUUGUAUUCCGGCUGGCAACCGGAUAUAGAGAAAAUUGAAGGUCCAUAUCCGACAAUUGUGGUUCAAGACAGCGGAAAGAAAGUGCCAGUCGUUCAGGCAUACGCAUUUACCAAAUACAUGGGAAUUUUAAGACUAAAAUUUGACGAUGGUGGAAAUGUCAUGAGUUGGAGUGGUCAACCAAUUUUACUCGACAGCACGAUACCACAAGAUCCCGAAGUAGUUGAGCUAGAGAAUGUUUAUAGGCCACAAGUGGAGGAAAUUUUGGAGAAAGUGAUUGGCGUGACAAAAGUGCGUUUGGAUGGUUGGAGUUGCCGAAUUACCGAAUGUAAUGUAGGCAAUUUGAUUACCGAUGCUGUUGUAAAUACAAGAAUAAGGCAACAUAUUGGAGCAGAUCUUACAGAUGCACCAAUAGCGCUCGUAGCAAGCGGUGACAUACGAGCAUCGGCCAAAAUUGGCAAUUUAACACAAUUCGAUCUGGGUACAAUCCUUCCGUAUGAAAACCGAUUGGUGGUGGUCAACAUAACGGGAUAUAUGUUGCGACAGGUACUUGAGCAUUCAGUUAAAAGGUACACCGAAGUCAGUCCACCAGGAGAAUUUUUACAAGUUUCUGGCUUACGCGUGGUUUACAAUAUAACAAGGACAUCUUGUAAUCGAGUUGAAUCUAUAAAAGUUCUAUGUUCAAGCUGCCAAGUUCCGAUUUAUCAGGAUCUCGAGCCAAAUCAUGUAUAUGGCGUUAUUGUUUCAUCAUUCGUAUAUGAGGGCGGUGAUGGUUUCACUAUGUUUCAUGGCUUACAAUCAAAUUACCUAAAUACUACGAUUCAAGAGGCUGUACUGUCAUAUAUCCAGAAGACUGGAGUCGUAUAUCCAUCAGUGAUGGGACGCAUUCAAGUCUAUAAAAAUUGAUUUGUAGUUUAUUGCCUAAAACAUAUUCAAGCGAAUUUUUUUAAGGAAACAAUUCUGUGGAUGACUUGAAAGGAAGAUAUUCUGAAUAAUUUAUUCAAACGAUCAAUCUCAAAAUAUAUUAUUAUAGCUAAAAAAUCCUAUAAUGACAUGGGAUCCCUUUGAUGAUGAGGAUCAUUUUGGAAGAAAAAGUUUAUUAUCUCUUGUGGCAUCCCAAAGUAAUGAGUGAAACUCAUUUAAUGCAUUAUUAUUUAAUCAUAUUCAAAACUCAAUUUAUUUUCCUUUUAAAAGUUAUUUCAUCACAAUGCUUGCUUUGUUUGAAAAACGAUGUUCAAGAUGUAAAAAGAAGGUAAAAAAUAAAGGAAGAAAAGUUUUUUUUUUCAAACGUGUCUUAA